This is a messenger RNA of Dermatophagoides pteronyssinus (European house dust mite), 671 nucleotides long. RefSeq names its product mite group 2 allergen-like Ixo r 2. NCBI's taxonomy places the organism in Eukaryota, Metazoa, Arthropoda, Arachnida, Sarcoptiformes, Pyroglyphidae. The record is from RefSeq and is a predicted model, not a curated record.
GAUCCAAUUUUUUUUCGAGGACAUUUUUCUAAAAAAUGAAUUCGAUAGUCUACUUACUAUUAUUACUAAUCAUUAAUGAUAAAUGGACAAUUUUUGUUUAUUCUACUCCAGUAUAUUAUGAUGAUUGUGGUAAUGGUGAAAUCAAAAGUAUUGAUAUUGAACCAUGUCAUUCGUUGCCAUGUCAUUUUGAAAAAGGUGAACGUGCCAAUGUUACCAUUAUUUUUCAACCAAAACAAAAAUCCAAUUAUCUUAGGGUACAUAGUACAUUGCGUACAGGUGGCCUAUUUGAUUAUCAGAUAAAAGUUACGGAUGAAGAUCCUGAAGUUUGUCAAUCAUCUAAUUCAAAUCGUAAAAAUUGGGGAAAAAUUAAAUGUCCUGUAUUGCCCGGAAACACGUAUACGUUUAAAGUAAGCCGAAUUUUUCCCGCAUCGACCACUUGGAAUAUGUUUCGAUAUUCAAAAAUUCAAUUACUGAAUGAAUAUGGUGAAAUAGUCGUUUGUUGUGAUUGGCAUCUGGAAUUCAAUAGGGCAAGCAACGAUAAUAAAAUGCUUUAUGUACAGAAUGCUAAUAAUUCGUCAUUAUCAUUUUGAUAGUUAUUAGUUUUUUUUCGGAAAACAAAUUAAUUUAAAUAUUUUUUUUGUCUGUCGGUUUUUUUGUUUUUUUUUGUCUUG